GCCCGCAGCGAACAUUUCAGUCAUGCCAACAUUCAAAAUUUCGGAAGCUGCACUAAACUGGAGCGCCUUUCCAGUCUGGAUUCUGAUCAUUACUGCAGCUGGGGGCAUAACAAAUUGCAUAGUUUUGCUAGCGUUUCUAAGGGCGAAUUCGAGUUACACACCGUUCAACAUCUAUCUCAUCAACCUGAUACUGGCGAACUUGUUGCGUUUACUAGCAGUUGGACCGCUGGACGUCGCGAUCACCUUGUUCGAUAGAUGGCCGUUCGGGUACGCCGCCUGUACUUACUAUGUGUAUAUGGAAUACGUCAUCAGCUCUGCGAUUACGCACAGCCACAUGCUCAUCACCGUCAACCGCAUUUGGGCCGUAACCUUUCCGGUCAGCUACCGAAGCCACCACACGAAGGCGGUGGCUUUCGCCAUCUGCCUGGCCACUUGGAUAUACAUUAACGCUCUCCUGCUGCCGGAACUGAUUCGCGAUGCGAUGUAUUACCGUUUCCUUCUGGAUAUUCCUUACUGUUUAGUGAACUCCAGUCAAAGCCGCACACAGUGGCAGUUGCUAACAUUUACGGAAUUCUGGUUUUACACAUUGCCACAAGUUGCAAUUUUCUUUGGUUUUCCGUAUAUUUUGCUGAAGCGAAGACGGCGAAGGCAAGUCAGAGCAGCGCAAAGAGAAAAUGACCUUGCCUUAGUGAAUCCAUCUGCAGCGGCCGGCGGCAACCAAACCGUCCGCCGGCGAUCGGGCGGCUACAAAGUUCUCACCAUACUUACCAUCACGGCAGGUAUCUGCUGGCUGCCUAAUACGGUUUAUUUAAAGCUCGGUUUACUAUACAGAUACAGCAACACGGUUUUCAACCAGAUUGGUGCUACCAUGAUGCUCCUGCAAGCGACACUGGAUCCAAUCUAUAUUACCGCCGGUUUGGAAGAUAUCCAGACGACACUCCGAGGGAUGCUUCGUUGCACAGCUUCACAGAAUUAA
Molecule: messenger RNA, 976 nt
Organism: Paramacrobiotus metropolitanus
Lineage: Eukaryota; Metazoa; Tardigrada; Eutardigrada; Parachela; Macrobiotidae
Product: thyrotropin-releasing hormone receptor-like
Exons: 2
Coding region: 23-976 (317 amino acids)
Biological process (GO): neuropeptide signaling pathway
Cellular component (GO): membrane
Molecular function (GO): G protein-coupled peptide receptor activity
Source: RefSeq, a predicted model, not a curated record